This is a messenger RNA of Oncorhynchus kisutch (coho salmon), 7493 nucleotides long. RefSeq names its product alpha-kinase 2 (gene alpk2). The transcript is spliced from 11 exons. Gene Ontology annotation, molecular function: protein serine/threonine kinase activity; ATP binding. Lineage: Eukaryota; Metazoa; Chordata; Actinopteri; Salmoniformes; Salmonidae. The record is from RefSeq and is a predicted model, not a curated record. Bases 799 to 5292 code for a protein of 1497 amino acids. Gene Ontology annotation, biological process: protein phosphorylation.
CAGAGCCCCUGAAGCUUCAGCUUUGACUUGAGCAUGUUACCGUCUCCUUCAUCUCGCCCCUGGAUAAUCAGCUAUAUGGAAGACAAUACGAUCUUCCUGAACAAACCCAUUCGGAGUGGAUGACAGUACUGUAGAAGGGAGGAAGGAACAGUCGAACAGGAAAGUUGUAGUUACUAGCUCUUGGUGGACAUUAUCUAAAUGACAAGGGCUGCUGUCACCACAACCAGCUCCGGUCCACAGACCUGUGUAGUGCCCAGCCUCGACACCAGUCUGCACCCACCCGUUGGCCCAGUGACUUCCUACUGACCCAACCCCAGCCUGCACCCACCUCUCAGGGGCCUCCUGCUGCCCCAAGCCCAGCCUGCACCCACCUCUCAGGGGCCUCCUGCUGCCCCAACCCCAGCCUGCACCCACCUCUCAGGGGCCUCCUGCUGCCCCAAGCCCAGCCUGCACCCACCUCUCAAGGGCCUCCUGCUGCCCCAACCCCAGCCUGCACCCACCUCUCAGGGGCCUCCUGCUGCCCCAACCCCAGCCUGCACCCACCUCUCAGGGGCCUCCUACUGCCCCAACCCCAGCCUGCGACCACCUCUCAGGGGCCUCCUACUGCCCCAACCCCAGCCUGCACCCACCUCUCAGGGGCCUCCUGCUGCCCCAACCCCAGAGGGAUGAACUGUGUUGGUGUCGCGGGCGGGAUCUGAAUCCGGCUCUCCCACGGGAGAAACCAACUUCUUAACCGUUGGCCCAAUAGGAAAUUCCCCUUUGACUGUGAGCCUGACUCACGUUCGAUACAUUGGCGCUAUGGAGGAAGAUAUACCACCCCUCUUAGAGCCAGACACCCUGACACCAGCCUGCCCCAACCUUAGCCGCAGACGGAUGUACAGGCUCUGUUCUACGGAACACAUACCACCCCUCCCAGACACCCAGCUCAAACCUGCACCCACCUCCCAGGACCCAGAGCCCCACUGCUGGCCAGGUCCGAGCCCCAGCCUUGGCCCCAGAGGGAUGGAAGGUGCCGACUUCAUGGAGCCCAUAUCCCCUAAGCCAAAUACCCAGACAGAGAACAGCAUCACUGACCCUGACACACUUGUCUUAAUCCACCCCCCACAGGGGCCAGUGGCCCCCCAUCGCCCCUGUCCCAGUCACAAACGGAUACAUGGUGUUGGUAUUGGUAUCAGUGUUGGCCCUAUGGAACCUAUACCCCCUCACUCAAAUACCCAGGCCAGUGUCACUGACCCUGACACACUUAACCUAAUCCAGGAGACGCGACAGAUUACCCAUAAAAAUGACACAGUGGAGGACAAUGUGACUGACUGUCACUGUGACACACAUGUCUUAAUGCUGGUCACCCAGGAUCCGGUGACAGGACUCUUAAACCACCACCACCACCACCACCAUGUUAGGACAGAGAAAGAGGACAUGGCCCAGUCAGAGGGACUAGAACCGGGCUAUCAUGAUGCUACACCACCACCUGUUGAUGCUUAUUGGGUCUUAUGUGAUAGCAUCACUAGUGUGACACAUGAUGGGACAGAGGGAGCUAGUUUAAAGCGCUCAGAGGAAAACAAUGACAGUCCUAACGAGUUGUGGCUGGACGCAUGCCAGUAUCAGACCCUGGCAGCUGAGGAUGGAGAGGGGGAAGAAGGGGCUAUUUUGGGUGGGGACGAGUGGGGCCUUUAUCCUAUCAGAGGCAGCGGGGUCACAGAAUGUCCGGACAACACAAAGGAGUCGGGUUCCCUACUGGGAACGGAGGCUGCUAUUGGUCAGGGAGGCUGUGAUUCGGAUCAGGGGUUGUCUGUGCCACCUUUUGAUAGGUCUGUGUCCACUGACAGCUGGUAUAGCACGUUCUCCGACUGGGCUGUCAUAGUCCCUGGAGGAGGACCGCGACCCGAAGACUUUACAGGAACAGCUGCACUCACACAGAAACAGGGACAGGCACAAGCAUAUCCACAGACACCCAUGGCCAUCCAACACCAGGCAGUGGAGCCCAGAGCCAGCCCAGAGAGCCCCAUCCUCGCUGGGCCAGAAGAGCUACUGGUAGUGGGUAGCCUCCAGGACAGGGAAGGGGAAGGGGAAGACACCCAGACAGAGGAGUCCCACAGUGGGUGUAUAUCAUCAGCAGGGCAGGGAGAUCAGGAACCUGUUGGAGAGCUGGUGAUCAUUGAGGAUGACUGCUCUGCCUAUCCCACAGAUAGCCACUCAACCCUGGGUUCAUUGUCUGACACACUGGCCUCUCCCACCACCAAACUCUACGGGCUGGUGAUCAAUACGACUGAGGCGGUGCUGGCUCCUCCGCCCAUAUCCUUUUCCUCAUCCGCCUCGGGCGCUGCGCCUGUGGGGAGAGAUGUGUUGGAAAUGGAAACAGACAUUGAUAUUAGCCACAAGAGAGACAGUUAUUUACUAGAGGACAGUGUUGGCAGAUUUCAGAACCAGCACCUUAGAGAUGCAGUGCAAAAUGUGACAGAAAACAGUCUCUCCCAGCUGGGCGGCUUGUUCAUUGAGGGGGAAGAUGAAGAGAGAAGUUAUGGGUCGGUGAGCGUCUCCGGUUACCCUUCCAGUAGCAAGGCACAUCAGGUGGAGCACCUGUGUGGCGACAAGAGACAUCAACAGUCAUUUAAGAAGUUUCAAUGUACCACAGACUCUGACAAGAACACAUACGUGCCGGCACACAGAGACACAACGUCCCGAGGCAUUAAGGCGGACAUACAUGUGUCCCCCAACACAGACAGGAAGGACCUCCAGGAGACGGAGGGGAAGAGGCCACAGUGGGGGAAUCCACCAUUUUUAAUGCCUGUUAUGCCUUUAGCUCCUCUUGGUCUCAGUGUGGGCCGAUCUCUCUUUUGCCGGACGAACAGCGCUUUGGAAGGGGAUACCGUCCAAGCCAGUCCUAAGAGAUCACUGCUCAAUGAGCAGCGAGGUCAGAGCUGUGGGUUUAUACAAUCUAAUGUGCCCCGACUGCCUGUUUUGCCCGCAUGUUUCCGAGGGAAGAUUGAUAAGAAGACACCUGUGGUAAACAAAGAGGAAAAACUGUUGUUGACGAAAACAAAGAGGAACACAGGUUCUAGAGAUACAACAUCAGAGGACAAGGACAAGUUGACCAUUUGCUCCGGUCAGAAUCUGAACAGGGACAUUCCGGCAUCGUCUUCGUCGAGUGAGGAAUCAACAGCAUCUUGGUCUCUUGACAGAAAGAAAACCAUCACAGUCCCACAUGAGGUCAGCUCCCUCGGUAAAGAACUCUCCAGCUAUAUCAUUGUGACCGGUGAUCACUUGAUGAUCUCAGAGAAGGAACGUGUUGCAUACUUCACUCUAGACCAGGAGAACCCUCUAGACUCCAGAACGUCCUUGUUGAAACAAAUACAAUCAGACAGAAAUAAAGAACCCAACCACUGUGUUACAGCAGACGUAAAGAAAGGCUCCAAGAUGCCUCAUAAAACCAGAACACACUCCAAGAAAGACAAGCCAGCUGUGGUUCACCAUCUGGCCCCCCCAACCUCCAAAACACAAGAGAACCUACCGCUCGAAUCUAACAUUAAAUGUGAUCCCCUAACAACACGCGAGGAUGGCGACGAUGGACCUGUGACUGUCAAAGAGACUAUCGUCAUAACAGAGAAUGUUAACACCAAAGGCCACGCCCACGGGAAGAAGAAGAAACACUCUGGGAAACACUCCCAGAAUGCAUCAGUGAAGAGCGAGGGGAUAGACUCCCUGGUUGAGGUGGAGAACAGGGCUAAGCAGAAGACUGCUACCAAUGGGAAAAUAGACACCUUUGUUGCCAAAUUUGGAGCCAAGGCUGGGAAAACCAAAGAUAAGACUAUAGCAGCUCUGCCUUGUAAGGACAGUGUUCAUUCAGACAGUGCUCAGAAACAACCUGGUGUGAAAUCUCUGGUUGACGCUUCUGUCAUCAGCCAAGGUGCCACAGUGAGUGACCCUUCCUCCAAGGUGCCCCAGUCUACCAUCCCCAUUGGCCAGCAGCCCAAUGAUGAUGUCAUCAAGCGUCGCCGUCUGUCUGAGGACAAGUUUGGUAAACACGAACCCAAGGCUGCUGUUGAGACGACUCGUAGGAAGGCCUACAGCGAUGUACUGAAACAGAGAACACAUCAUGCACCAAAAGAAGUGCCCAGAGUGGUGCAACGGAUCCAGGCCGUGCCUGUCAGUGGCGAUCCUCAGAGUCUCAGUCUAGGGUGUCAGUUCACGGCUGUCUUUACUGACUACACUGUCACCUGGACCAGAGAUGGGACAGUGUUGGCUGAGAUCAAGAGAAGUGCUGGAGAUGAGAGCAGAGUGUGUCUCACCAUCACCAAGGCCUCCAAUAAAGAUCUGGGGAAGUACCGCUGUAGUCUCCUCUGUUCCCAUGGCUCUGUCAUCCUGGACUACCUCCUCACCUACGAGGUGCUGAGUGACAUUGUCAUCCUGGCUAAUCCCCAGAAAAACAUCACAGCUGCUCCCACUGAGCUAGUAGGCGAAGAGGAGGAUGUGAAAUGUUCCUGUCUGUUGUUCAAAGAGGACUUCCUGUCAGAGCAGUAUUUUGAUAAGAACCAGCCAGCCAGUCUGGUGACAGAGAAGGAACACUUUGGAGAGGGUAUGCACCGAAGGGCCUUCCGGACCAGGCUCAAGGCUGGUAUGGUGCCUGUCUUCACCCAGGGCCACCACUGUGUGCUCAAGGUACACAAUGCUAUCAGCUACGGGACACAGAACAACGAGGAGUUGGUUCAGAAGAACUAUAACCUGGCCGUGGAGGAGUGCCAUGUUCAGAACACAGCAAGAGAGUACAUCAAGGUCUGGACAGCCGUGGCCCAGACACAGGAUGCCUUCGGAGAGGUUCCAGAGAUUAUACCAAUAUACCUGGUCCACCGUCCGUCUAACGACAUCCCGUAUGCCACCCUGGAAGAGGAGCUGAUGGGGGAGUUUGUCAAGUACUCUGUUCGGGACGGUAAGGAGAUCAACCUAAAGAGGAAUGACUCAGAGGCAGGACAGAAGUGUUGUACUUUCCAGCACUGGGUCUACCACAAGACUGAGGGUAACCUGCUCGUCACUGACAUGCAAGGAGUUGGCAUGAGAUUGACAGAUGUUGGAAUAGCCACGUGUAAGAAAGGAUACAAGGGGUUCAAGGGAAACUGUGCCACGUCAUUCAUUGAUCAGUUCAAAGCCUUGCAUCUGUGCAACAAGUACUGUGAGAUCCUUGGACUCAAGUCUUUACAGCCAAAACCCAAAAAGACUGUGGUCCCUAAACCCAAGCCAACUCAACCUGUCACAAAGACUAAAAAGACUAUCGGACCCACCCUGAAGAGCAAAUCCUGAUAGGAGGGGGCCUUUACAUUUGAAUAUUGUCUCAUUCAGAUAAUAGUCUAUUUUACAAGGGAGGCCUGAUAGUAGACCUAACAGAUUUGAUACUGGGGAAUAUCGCCCAAUGAAUAAACCUGAUCUACAAUACACGAGAACGUUACCCCGGAUACGGGGUUGUCUAUCUGGUGUAUAAAGAGACUGUUGGGUCAAUGGAAGUACGGCUGUAUGAAUAAAUGUACUGAAGAUGUCCUGAAGUGUUAUAGACGCCUGCCAGUACGCUUCAGUCAAUCUACCUAGAGAGGAUCUGCUGCUGUCAACCAUGAAUGGGCUUGUCUCAUUCAGUUGAAUAGGUUCUCCCAUAUAUUCCUCAUGCUGUGAUGAAGCUGUGAAGAUUAGAACGAAGAGGCAGCAUAAUCAGAGAUAAUAGGUUUCUACCAUCUUUGGUAGUGUUUCUCUCUUUGACGAGGUAGCAUAGCUAUAGGCUAUGUCGUUAGUGUUUCUCUCUUUGACGAGGUAGCAUAGCUAUAGGCUAUGUCGUUAGUGUUUCUCUCUUUGACGAGGUAGCAUAGCUAUAGGCUAUGUCGUUAGUGUUUCUCUCUUUGACGAGGUAGCAUAGCUAUAGGCUAUGUCGUUAGUGUUUCUCUCUUUGACGAGGUAGCAUAGCUAUAGGCUAUGUCGUUAGUGUUUCUCUCUUUGACGAGGUAGCAUAGCUAUAGGCUAUGUCGUUAGUGUUUCUCUCUUUGACGAGGUAGCAUAGCUAUAGGCUAUGUCGUUAGUGUUUCUCUCUUUGACGAGGUAGCAUAGCUAUAGGCUAUGUCGUUAGUGUUUCUCUCUUUGACGAGGUAGCAUAGCUAUAGGCUAUGUCGUUAGUGUUUCUCUCUUUGACGAGGUAGCAUAGCUAUAGGCUAUGUCGUUAGUGUUUCUCUCUUUGACGAGGUAGCAUAGCUAUAGGCAAUUUUAUGCAUUUUCUAUGAUGUACAUGAUGAGUGAAAAUAUAUAUUUAUAUAUUUGUGUUACAUGCGUUUGUUUUGUAUUGUCUUUUGUUGUUGUACGGUAACUAGAGGUUGCCAAUAGACAUAAUUUGAAAUGAUAAAUAACAGAUAUUUAAGAUGUACAGUAUCAAACUGAAAAGUAUAUGAUGGUACAUGUAAGGUACUGCAAUAGCAGCGAUGUGGUAGUAGCCUGCAGCACAGUUACAGUUUCAGUGACAGAAUAAUGAAGGACCAGUCAGAGUGAGAGUACACCACUUCGCCCCCUGAGAUCUCCUCCUCUUGACAUCUCAUAUGCCUGAUGACUGACGUGCUUGGCUCGGCCAGAAUGCCUCCAGCUAUGCUACCCCUGCAGUCUGCCUCAGAGCUGAAACGACUCAAUAUCGCCAUCUGCCGGUCUUUUGGGCUACCUCAGCGCUAGACUCCAGUAAAUAAUGUCUGCCAUGUCUGAGUAAUCGUCCAGCUGAGGUAUUCAUUCAUACUGUCUCUCCGAUUCAAUAUAAAACAAAUGAUCCACAUCACCAUAUGGAUAUUGGGUUAUAUGUAAUCGGAUAUUGCCUUUUCCAUUUUUAUUAGAGUGUAAUACUUAUCUGGAGCCUUGCUUGAUGUUUGAUAAGUUAGAUAUUAUCUUGUGAUGUUGGUGGUGCAGCACACUCAAGUGAAUGUAACUCAUGUAGGGCCCGACACCGAUUUAUAAAUGUAUGUUUUUCCUAAACACUUCUCAGUAUUUGGUAUUCAGACUUAAUUUAUUCAGUUGCCUCUGCCGGUGUGGCUACCUUACGCGCUCUGAAUAAAUGUCAUUCAACCACUGAAAACCAUCCCACUUUCUGGCCAACAGAUUUUCUAGUGAACUUUUAUUAAAUGGGGUUUUCAGUACAUGUAUCUUAAACCAUCCCUUUAAAUACAGAAUAUACUGUAGGAAUCAAUGAAAGACAGCCAUCUAUGUAUAUUUGUUUCUGUUUCAGCACCAACUGGUAGAUUUAAAAAUACUUUGAUCUUGUAGAUUAUUUAGGCACAUUUGGUGGUUAGGAAAUAGCCUAUGUACGAAUAAAAUAAAAUCACAGUUUGGAGGGCCUUUAUGCACAGAAUAUAUUAAUGAAUAACAAAUACAGUGUUUUGAUUCAUCCUGAAAGUUGUCAUAGUCAAGUUCAAUACAUGAAAUAUUGGAAGUUAGAAAAAAGUGUACAAUAAGGUUUGAACAAUAAAAUCCAUCCUAAUUCUCACUAA